AUGAUAACGAAGGCAGUAGAAGCUAGUGGAACAGUUACUAUUACAACUGUAAACCAGCAACUAUUUCGAACAAAGAUGGAUUUUAAUGAAUGUUUCAUUCAUCCAAAGUCAUUCUCUUUAGACCCUAACAUUUAUACAGAACUUGUAGAACAUUAUACAAACGAGGCUUUAUGUUUUCCUGUUAAAGUUAUGGAUUGGAUUCCUAUGGACGGUUCAUUCUCAAAGAAUACAGAUAGUUCAAGUGCAACAUUUACAGCAGCUUAUACGCCUAUUAAUGUUAAAAGUAUUUGGGCACUAUUUAGAAAGAAAGACAACUAUUAUGUUAAUUUUGAGAACCCUAAGUUUAAAUAUCUUCAGCUUUCCAUGGGAGCUUAUGGAAAUAUGCCUGCAGAACCUGAAAAAUCAUAUGGACCUGUAUUUUAUGAAAUGGUUGCGAACGCUUGCAAUACAAACAAUGAUAUGAUAGGAUUUAAUGAAGAUGUUAUGAGGUCAUUGGUGGAUGAUGGUAGUGUGGAACAUAAAUGGGAUAGCUAUGACAACACACAUUUCUUAUGUGGUUUUCCAACAGAAGUGGACUUUUGCUUCCAGCAAGGUCAAACAUCUACUGCUCCAAUAACAUACAA
Messenger RNA from Trichomonas vaginalis G3, 623 nucleotides. RefSeq lists its product as uncharacterized. The record is from RefSeq and is a predicted model, not a curated record. The transcript has a single exon. NCBI's taxonomy places the organism in Eukaryota, Parabasalia, Trichomonadida, Trichomonadidae. The annotation marks the transcript as partial.